CCUGCGGCCAAGCCAGCUGAGAAGAAAUCUGCAGCAACACCUACAGCAAAGCCAGGUUCUGCCAAAGCUGCUGCUCUUAAGGCCAAAUCAAGUGCAAAGCCCUCAGUUAAGAAGGCCGCAUCUGCUGCUAAGCCUGCAAAGCCUAAACCAGCCGCUGCUAAAUUGAAAAUUGCACCCAAACCUAAGAAGACCGGCAUUAAGGGACAGAAGAAAGUUGUAAAACCGGUGGUCAAGGCUCUUAAAGCUCAAAGAAAGGUAGUUAAGGGAGAACAUGGCAAGCGCAUACGUAAAAUCCGCACAUCCGUGCACUUCCGUAGGCCUAAGACCUUUGAACCCCCGAGACAUCCUAAAUAUCCUAGGAGGUCAUUGCCAAGAAGAAACCGCAUGGAUGCUUACAACAUCAUAAAGUUCCCGUUGACAUCUGAAGCGGCAAUGAAGAAGAUUGAGGACAACAACACAUUGGUGUUUAUUGUUCACACCAGCUCAAACAAGCACCACAUCAAGGCUGCAGUGAAGAAACUGUAUGAUAUUAAUGUGGCUAAAGUGAACACCUUGAUCAGACCUGAUGGCAAAAAGAAGGCGUACGUGCGACUCGCGAGAGACUACGACGCAUUAGAUGUUGCCAACAAGAUUGGAAUCAUAUAAGCAUAUGUACCAUAUUUUCUAAGAAUACAAAACAUACAAAAACA
This is a messenger RNA of Papilio polytes (common Mormon), 689 nucleotides long. It is a transcript of the gene RpL23A, whose product is annotated as 60S ribosomal protein L23a. The record is from RefSeq and is a predicted model, not a curated record. Gene Ontology annotation, cellular component: cytosolic large ribosomal subunit; ribosome. NCBI's taxonomy places the organism in Eukaryota, Metazoa, Arthropoda, Insecta, Lepidoptera, Papilionidae. Gene Ontology annotation, biological process: ribosomal large subunit assembly; translation. Gene Ontology annotation, molecular function: structural constituent of ribosome; rRNA binding.